AUCUGUCAAAUUCUAUUGGAGAAUUCAUAUUGCUGGAACGCAGUGCUGCGAAAAUGUGUUGCGAAGGGAAGCGUCCCCUUCGCACGCUACGGUGCGCCUUCUUCGCACUCAAUGCUACUGCUCCGUCUAUCGGUGUGAAGGCGCGUCGCCUCGCCGAGCGAGAAAGAGAGCGGAGAAGGCGCGUGGAGGGGAUGCUUCCCCUCGCACGUUACGGUGUGCUCAGGCACAUUUUCGCAGCACUGCUUGAACGUCAUCUGACGUAUGUAAAUGUGUGCACGCUGAGCACGAGAGCGUCUGCUAACGUUUAUGUUACUGCGCAUACGCAUGUGCGAAUUGUCUCACGCUAUUUUUCUACUUUACGAAGCAUCAGACAUCUGACAAACUCUAUUUCCGGCGGUCUGUCUUACUUAUGUGACAGAUCGUAUAAACUCGACAGUGGUUUUUAGAGCAGGAAUGUGUCUUUAGAUGUACGAGUAGUAUUAACCAUAUUUUCAAGAUGUUCAUCUGUAGAUAGUAUCGGCAUAAAAUGAACAAAAACAUGAACUCGCCGUCAAAACUCACGGAGUUCGCUCCGUUGAGUCCCGAGGAGAGCCAACCUGUCGUAGCGUCCCUCUUUUCCAGGUUCUUCAACUUUGCUAGAAAUUCAUCGGGCAUCAAUGAUCCUACAGUAUCCUCGAAUAACGAUGAACGUAGCUCUUCUGACUCUGAAUCAUGGAAGCAAUCAGAAAGUACAGAACGGACUCCUGAUGAUGAUAGCACCAGCAUAAUAAAUUUUCCUUUAGAUACUCACGAGGGUCGUAGUUUACCAAAUGUCCUGAAACGUAUCAGCAAUAUAGUAGCAUUAAAGAGCAAUAACCUACGUUCGUAUAAAGAUUCUCAGUUAAGAAGCUAUUGGAUGCCAGACAGUGUGAGCAAGCAGUGCUAUGAGUGCGGUGAAAGAUUUACUACUUUUCGAAGAAGACAUCACUGUCGUGUGUGUGGCCAAAUUUUCUGCUCCAAAUGCUGCUCUGAUCAAAUACCAGGGAAAAUCAUGGGAUGCACUGGAGAUCUCAGAGUUUGUACAUAUUGCUGUAAAGUGGUCCUUUCUUAUCUGCAGUCGUCAGACAUGAGAAGCGAUUUAUCAGCGGAUUUGAAAGCACUGCAGGAAGAUCUUCAAGUGAAAUAUGGAAAUAAUUCGCCGCUGUUAACUCGGAAGCAUACGAAUGAAUCGAUGGGAGACGAAACGUUGAUAUCUCGAAAACCAAGCGUGGGAUAUAUGGAGGAAAAUUAUGCGAUCGGACGAUCAGGUAACAGUUAUUUAACGUCGCACGAACGUAGUCUCGUAUUACAAAAUUCGGCUUCCUUACGGAUGAUCUGUGAGGAAUUAUUCCGAUCUGGUCAAGCUAUUCCUUUACAAACACAUAGGAUCCGACUGAAAAGUUAUCACAAUUGUUUCCUGGCGAACGAGCUGGUGAAUUGGAUGAUAGCUCAGAAUAAAGCAGCCACGCGUGUGCAGGCAACAGCGAUUGGUCAAGCAUUACUAGAAGCUGGUUUUAUCGAGCCGGUCGUCGCUGAUAAUGUAUUUAGCGAUACAGCAACAAUAUUUAAACCGGUACAAUUAUCUUCUCUACAAAGUAUAGAUCUGUUAACAGAGAAGCAAACGACGUGCGAUGCUCAAGAACCAGCAUGGGUGAAGACUAUUCCUCAGCAUGAUUCCACUACCGAUUCCGAAAGCGAAACAAAACCGACGACUUCGAUACCCUUUGGUCGUGUACCUUCGAAUAUCGCACAAUCGACUUUUGGUCGUUUACCUUCGUCCAGUUCAAGCUUUUAUUUAGAUUUGAACUUGGAGGCAUCCACAGUUACUUUGAAGAGACCGACCUCGGAAGACCUGACCACGAUUUCCAUAGACAGUAGCGACGGAAUAGUUGAGCAAAAAGAAAUUAGUUUCACAAAAACGCACGAUUGCAACCUCAAGAUGUGUGACGAUCUUUUAAGCGAUACGCUUCAGGUGCACGAAUUCAAGGAAAAGAACGGUUGGCAUAGAGCGACCAACUUGAGGACAGUUUUCGGCGAGUUGAACGCCUACGAAUGCUUAACGUCCGCAUACAAAGCGCAUGAAGAUUCUCUUAUCAAGCAGCUGCUUAGCAAGGAGGGCUUGUCGCAGACGUGGUCUAACACGAUUUUGUCUGUCGCGCAUCAGAUCGUCGACCACGUUCGUCCAGAUUUGAAUCAUGACGCCGACAAUAUAGACAUUCGACAAUACGUGCAGUUUAAGAAAUGUCCCGGUGGUAGUAGAGACGACUGCGAGAUUGUGUCCGGCGUGGUUUGCAGCAAGAAUAUCGCUCAUCGCGGCAUGAACGCCAUGAUCGCACAUCCAAAAAUCUUAUUGCUGCAAUGCGGACUGAUGUAUCAGCGUGUGGAAGGCAAGUUAUUGAGCUUGGAGCCUGUAAUGAUGCAGGAAAGCGAAUACUUGGGACAUACCGUAGCGAGAAUCACUGCUCUGGGUCCAGAUGUGGUGCUCGUGCAUCGAUCUGUGUCCAGACUCGCCCAGGAUAGGCUGAGGGAAUGCGGCGUAACUUUAGUAUUGAAUGUGAAACUUAGUGUGCUCAAGAGAGUCGCGCGUUGCACUGGUGCUAGUAUCGUAAACACUAUAGAUGCGCACAUAAGUGCCAGGUACAUGCUUGGUACAUGCAAGAAGUUUUAUUUGAGGGAGUUCCCGGAUGAGCGAAGAGGUGUCAAGACCUUAAUGUACUUCGAAAGUUGCGCAAAUCCACAUUUGGGUGCGACGAUUCUGCUGCGAGGUGGCUCUCAAGUUGAAUUAAAAAAAGUGAAAAGCGUCACUUCGAUGAUGAUUUUCGCGGUUUACUCGUGGCGUCUCGAGAAAUCAUUUCUUAUGGACGAAUUUGCUAAACCACCGUCACCAAAGGACAAUUCCUUUCUGGAUGAGACGUCGCAGAAAGAUGUUUCGCCGAAACUGGAGCAGACCGAGGAAAUUGAAAAUUACGUUGUCGACGAGCACCAAAUUCAGAUGGUGGAGACAAAAAUAUCGUCGGAAAUAAACGAGGAAUACGUCGACAGCGCGUUUGACGAUGGGCAACAAAGCACACGAAAUGCUCAUGCGACUAAUCAGAACACGGUUGCAAAAGACGAGAGCAGCAUUUAUUCCUCUGAGAAUAUAUUAGCUUCCGACUCCUUGCGAGAAGUAUCGUCGAUGCUGUCAGAGGAUUCCGAUCCUUAUGAUACUUUAAAGUUGUUCAAGACGAAAUGUAAACAAGCAAUUCCGCACGACUCGAAGGAAACCGCGUCGACGUCAACGACGCGCGAGAAUGUCACUCCACGUAACGACAGCAAAAUCAAGGACGACACGUUCGCUUUCAUUACAGACAAUACCACGGAGGAACACGAUAAUACCGCAGAAUUGUUCGGAAACAAGGAACCGUGCGCCGAACACAAAAUCGAAGAGUCAUUCGACAGAAGCAAAUUAAUAAAAGACAGAUUAUUGUCCGAGGAGAAGCGUAUCUACGGGGAAUCGAUAAGCGACUGGAGCGAUCCAUUGCACCAGUACCUCAACGAAGAGGACGAAGAGGGGAACAUGCUAGAUCGCACCAGUCCGAACGGCCAAUGCUUGAGCGUGGCUGACUUUCCGCUGUUCAACAAGUUCAAGAAGUCGCUUGAGGGCACAGUACUGAGCGUGUCGCCGUACCUCAAGUUCUCCAUACCAUACUUGGAGACUGAGCUUGGCAGGAACUGCCUGCUGAGAAGCUUUUUCCCGCGGGAGAUCUAUUACUCCGCACAAUUCCUCGAUAAGAUGAAGGAGAUCCGCACGAACAGCGUGGGCAUGAAUGAGCAGUACACGUCGGAAAAUCCGCGGGCGAACAUGCGACUCAAGCCUCAGCAUCCGUUUGUGCAGGCACGACUCACCAGCUACGAUAGUCGUGACGUGCAAAACAUGCUGGCGAAUUUCCGCGCGUGCGGCAGCCGGCUCUAUCCGACGCACAACGUGCUGCAGCAACAGCCCUCGUCGAUUACACCGGUCGAGAGUAACAACGAACAGAACGCUGUAACCGGUAACGGUGUCACCAACGGUGCUGUGAACGUUUGCCCCGACUGCUUGGACCCCAGCAGUCAUCAGCGCCUGUCCGUGCUGUUCUGCAGCUUCUCGCACACUGGCAACGACACCCCGGCGUUCUGCGUGAAUCCCUGGGUCGUCAACAUGGACAUGUACGGGCAGAACGACAUCGCACUUGGCCGAUUUCUCGAACGUUAUUGCCUCACUACCGAAUACAAAUGUCCGGCGCAGGCAUGCCGCGCGCAAAUCUCCCAACAUGUGCGUCGUUUCGCGCACGACGGCGGCUGCGUGCAUAUCAGCCUGAGCGAGAUGAACUCCGAGCCGUUCGUCCAAGAGAACGACGACCAGAUCCUCGUGUGGAGCAAAUGCGUGCGCUGCAAAAGCGUGUCACCCGUGGUGCCGAUGUCCGGCGAUACGUGGUGCCUGUCGUUCGCCAAGUACCUUGAGCUGCGCUUCUAUGGCGGAGUAUAUACCAGACGUGGCAUGGAUGCGUGUCAGCACUCGUUGCACCACGACCAUUAUCAGUAUUUCACGCGCAAGAACAUGCUCGCCGUGUUCAAGUUCACGCGAAUCUCCCAGUGGGAGAUCUCGUUGCCGCCGCCGCUUAUAAACAUUAUUUAUGAUCCGAAACAGCACGCGAAUGUGAUCGAGGAGAUGAAGAGCCUGGCGCUGAAGGGCGACGAAGUGUUCUCGGCGAUCCGAGAGAAGUUCGCGCAGGUUCUGCAGGCGGACCUGGAGAGUUUAAAUAUCGCCAAGCAGCAGCUAACCAAGGAGCAGCAGUAUUUCAAGAACAAGAUCGAGGAGAUCCAGCUGAAGCUGACAUCGCCCACAUUGGAGAACAAGCGGCUCGAAGGCAAGACCUCGGAGAGACAAGUGCAAGCGCUCAUGUUCCGAAUCGAGGACGGUAUCGUGAUACUCAAACGACUCAUCUCCGAAGCUGUGUUCACCUGGAACAGCAAACUGUCAGAGAUAUCCACCAAGAGGAAGGACGAACGACCACGCAGAUUCACCGAGCGUUCCUUAACCGCAGGCAGCAAUAACAUGGUCGACACCGACGACUACAUCACCGAGGAUACCGCAUCGGAGUCGCAGCUUGAGGACCUGAGUCCGAUGUCGGCCGACUACAACGCUGUGGACGCGAUCGCAGCCAUGCAGGCCGACUUCCAGGCGUCGACCGAGUUGGUUGGGACCGAGCACUCCGACAACGAGUCCGCAAACAAUCCUGACGAGGCCAUCGCCGGAAAUCAAGGUUCGCCGAAAAUCCAUCAAAGAUCGCACUCCGACGUGUUGCCGCUCUCAUCGGAUGACAUAUCCGACAAGAAGAAGAAGAAGAAAACGAUCUUAUCUCAAUUGCUGCCGUCCGUUUCCGUGAAUCAUACGAUAAUGAAUCCUCUGGGACCUUUGGAGCACUAUCUUCUACCACUUGGUUCGGUCGUGCCUAUAGUUGUUUACGAGUCCGAACCCUCGUCCAUAAUCGCAUACGCACUAGACUCGCACGACUACAAGCACGCGUUGCAGGAGUUAUUGAGAACGACGAAAGGGUCAGAGUUCAAUUCCAGUCCACAGCCGAGCAGGCGCAAGUUGCCAGAGGGUAGGGACAGCUCGCUCGAUCUUGUGCAAUCAAACGAGUUCAAGCGACCGUCUGUAUUAUCCUUUUUCCGCGGCAACAGUCCCAAUCUAGCCAACAGUCCCAUCGAGUCCGAUAAGAAUGUAUCGGGAGUGGAGUCGAGUAACGCCGUCGCCGGCAUCGCCGAGCCCGUCGUCGCUGAUGAUGACAAGAGGACAAUUAAGCAACAGAACUACAUCGAGGUGCAGUUCAAUGAUGCUACCACCAAUUUCUUCUGCAGGAUAUAUUUCGCCGCGCAAUUCGCCGCUUUGCGGGAGAACGUUUUGCCGUGCGGCGAGGACGGCUACACGAGGAGUUUAAGUCGCAGCGUACAAUGGGCGGCAAAAGGUGGCAAGAGCGGCAGCGCUUUCUGCAAAACCAGAGACGAUAGGUUCAUCAUAAAGGAGAUGUCCCGACUGGAAAUGCAAAUCUUCCUCGACUUCGCACCGAAUUAUUUCGCCUACAUGGAAAAGUGCCAGCAAACUAAGCAGCCGACGUUGUUGGGCAAAAUAGUCGGCGUGUACAGAGUAUCGUUUAAAAACAAUACAACUAAUGCGGCGCUUCGUACCAGUGUGUUGGUAAUGGAAAAUUUGUUCUAUAACCGGAUCAUCACCGACAAGUUCGACUUGAAGGGAUCUAUGCGGAAUCGUCUGGUGAAUCCAGACGAGACGUGCCACGAGGGCGAACUCGUCCUGCUCGACGAGAAUCUGCUGAACAUGAGCUGCGACUCUCCCCUGUAUAUUCGCUCGCAUUCCAAAGCGGUGUUGAACCGAGCGAUCGAACAAGAUACCAAGUUUUUGGCGGACAACUCUGUAAUGGAUUAUUCCUUGUUGGUGGGCUUGGAACCAAGUUCCGACGAACUUGUGCUCGGUAUAAUAGACUACAUAAGAACAUUCACCUGGGACAAGAAGCUCGAGACCAUGGUAAAGAAGUCCGGCAUAUUAGGUGGUCAGGGUAAAUUGCCGACUAUAAUAUCACCGGAGGAAUAUCGCGCCAGAUUCAUAGCCGCUAUGCACCGUUAUUUCUUACCGGUGCCAGAUAGAUGGUCAGGUCUAGGAAAAGGUGUCGAGACAACGUCUUGAAUACUAUUCUCAAAGAUUAAGGAUACGCGAUUUUACACGUAUAUACAAAUACAAAACGUAUAUACAAAACGUUCCAUCACGUAAUCGAUGUAUAUAUCGAUGUAUGAUAUAUAUACAUUUUCUACACAUAUAUAUUAUAACGAUAAAACAGAUCGCAUAUUGCGUAUGUAGCUAUUAUAAUUUAAUACUUUAUACCUUAAUACGUGAUAAAAGAAAACGUGCUCGCGCGAGUACAAAAAGUGAUACGGUAGUUACCAGUUCUUAAUACUCUGCGACUUAUUAUUACGUGAAAGUUAUAUUACUAAAGUUACAUUUAAUUAUUAUAUCGUAAUUGUUUGCACAUUGGAGUAAUUUUCGUGGUUGUUCGCAGGAUAUGCCAUCUGUCCAAUAAGUUCGUAUAUAUUUAUUUUGUUUUGUUAAAAGUAAUGGUAUAUAUAUAUAUAUAUAUAUAUGUAUGUAUGUAUGUAUGUAUGUAUGUUUGAACUCGAUAGCAGUUAUCGUUAUUUAUCAAAAUAUUCCUUUCGAUUAACGUUUCUGUCUGGAAACCGGAAAAUCAUUAAGAAGAAACUGACGCGUGUUCUGAAAGGAAUAGCAGCUGAAAAAUUCCAGAAAUUUAGUGGAAGAAAUGUUGGAAUAAUUGUGCAAUUUCACGAAAAAAGUAUUUUGAGAUGCACUUGAUGUACCUGAUAAUUAAAUAUAUACUUUGUAAAAAUGAUCUAUGAACUUUUUGGGCAGAUCAUGCAUCAGAUAUACACGUUGCAUUACACUUAAAGUUACAUAUGUAUAUCUUUAUUUUUAUUACGAUUUAACAGCAAGUCUGGGGAUUUUUUUAGUUAUAAGUAGCACGAUUCAACACUCUGGAUGUUAAGCGCGUUUUACUCGAUUCUUAUUGAAUAACUUGUUUUUAUGGAAGUAACAACCCAUUAAAUUCAAACUAUUUUUCGUGAUUACAAAAAAUGUGAUCCCUUAAAUUUUACGUGUUAUGUAUAAAUGUAUAUAGUAAAUUUUUUUAUAUAACAUACUUUUUUUGAAACGACUGUUUCCAAACUAAAAUACAAAGGUUCAAGUGAAACUAAACUAAACUGCAAGGCUAAGAAAAAGCAUCAUUAUUAAUAUUUUAUUUAAUUCUUCAAAAUUAUGUACAUGAACAUUUUAUUUGUCUUUAAUAGUCAAAUAAACAAUAAUAGUAAUAUUAUAAUUUCAA
Messenger RNA from Harpegnathos saltator (Jerdon's jumping ant), 7943 nucleotides. RefSeq names its product 1-phosphatidylinositol 3-phosphate 5-kinase fab1 (gene fab1). Gene Ontology annotation, biological process: intracellular signal transduction; phosphatidylinositol metabolic process; phagosome-lysosome fusion. Gene Ontology annotation, cellular component: cytoplasmic vesicle; vesicle membrane. The coding region runs from base 527 to 6739 and encodes 2070 amino acids. NCBI's taxonomy places the organism in Eukaryota, Metazoa, Arthropoda, Insecta, Hymenoptera, Formicidae. The record is from RefSeq and is a predicted model, not a curated record. Gene Ontology annotation, molecular function: ATP binding; metal ion binding; 1-phosphatidylinositol-3-phosphate 5-kinase activity. The transcript has 14 exons.